Musa acuminata subsp. malaccensis (wild Malaysian banana) is the source of this 1019-nucleotide messenger RNA. The record is from RefSeq and is a predicted model, not a curated record. Lineage: Eukaryota; Viridiplantae; Streptophyta; Magnoliopsida; Zingiberales; Musaceae.
UCUCCUCUCUCUCUUGCUCCCCUUGCUACCGUCUUCUCUCCCGCCCCUUGUCCUUCGAUCGGGUCCUUCUCUUGAACUGGGUCUUCUCUCGAUCUUGAUCCGUCUAAGCUUGCUUGGCGUGAGACGGAGUGCCGCCAUGUCGAGAUCCCCAGCGAAGCUUGACGUGCCGAAAAAGCGGAAGGAGCCCGAGCCGUCGUCCGACAGCCCCCCAACCGAAUCGGCGGCAAACGACAAGCCGUGUCCACCGCCGACGGCGCCUCGGCCUAUGCCUCGCGAUGCAACAAUGUUGCUCGCUGGCUGCCUGGCGCACGAGUACCUCACACGGGGGACGCUCUUUGGUGAGUCGUUGAAGCCGGAAAGCGGCUCCGACCCGGGCCCGGCCAAGCCGGAGAGCCCAGCGCACGCGGAGGCCUCCAUCCCAAAGGCAGACGCGGAUACACCCCAGGCGUCGUCAACCCCACCCAGCUCGCCUGCUGGCUCCGGGUGCGAGUGAGUUUGGCGUAGGCCCGAAAGCAUCGGUGGUUCCUCCUCCUCCUUGUCGCGUCCGGUGAGUGACCCAAAACAAUGCCGACCAUGAAAAGAAAAGAUCAAACGGGAGAUUCCAUCUAUAUUACACCGUUUCUAUGAUCCAUCUCUCUUCUAGAUCAACUUGUUUUUUGUUAUCUUCUCAUCGACGAUGGUUUUGCUUGCCACUAUGGAUUUCUUCGCUCUGCCUACCGUCUCAUCUUUCAUCCCUUUUGCCCUAUUCUUGAAUCAUGAUGAUGAGUUAGAGAAUAUACCGUGUCUGUUUCUUUUCAAGCACCACCUGUUUGUUGCUGGCAGGGGAUCGUUUUAUCUUUCUGCUUCAUUUCCGUUGUAGUAACAGUCACCCCAUGUGUUGAUAGAGAAUUCUAUUUAGCGAGUCGAUAAGGUAUACCCAUAGAGACUAACAUCUUGGACCAUUGAAUAGUCUAUUAGCUUUCAUUUCAACACACUCUGGAGGCAUUUCGUCGAUCAAGAAAAAGGCAUAUCGAGACUAU